AUGAAGACAGAACAGAAAAUCUGGUUAGGUGUGCCACAGGGCAAGGACGCCACAGAAGAUGUGCUAGAUCCUUUUACCAGUAAAGUCGGUGGCCAUGCGGCGCUGUUUCGUGACGUACCAAACGAGGCACUAAAAGAUUAUUUUGGUUGUCCUAAGUGUGGUCUCGUUAACCACGUUUCACUUUUAGCACAGCUCUACGCGCCGCUCGAUUGCUACGAUCGCGUUCUGUAUAUCUUGACGUGUGCGAAGUGUGGUGUGCUAUGUGGCCCAAGUGCUACAGGGUUACAUCCAUCCCUGCCCAAAGGAAGGGUUCCCGCGGGCAAUAAGAAGAAUACAACCCCCCCUAUUUCUUCAAAGCCAACUUCAACUUCUUUUUGCUUUGCGUUGCGGAGCCAAAACUUCAACUCGUGUUAUUACAAGGAGAUGGUGGAACGUGCAGAGCAGGAGAGGAGGGCUGCUGAGGAAAGAGCUGGUUCUAAACGUAGGGAUUGUGGUAAUAUGCUCUUCCAAGAAGAGGCAGACUGGGAUGAUAUAAGCGAACCUUGUGGUGCAGACAUCCCUAUAGAUGUUACAAGUGCACCAACGCAAAUGGAGAAUUCCGAACUCGAUCCUCAAUCUGAUACGUCGCUUCUUCCUCUCAUGACCAUAAAGGAAGAGCCAUCGUUUGCUUUAUGUAAAAGCGGCUGUCUCGCACCCCUAAAGGGGUGCACAUUCACGAAUGGUAUUCCCCUCAAUAUUUUUAUCGAACCGCAGGUUAAAAAGGAAAAUUUCGGGUCGACGGAGGAUCAACUAAGGGAAGCACAAAAAAAAUAUGGUGAGGGCGCCGCACUUGAUACAACAUCGUUCGAGGAAGAUGAUGAGUCACCUGUCGAGCGUUGUGUGCGGAAGUACGUGGAGCGGGUAUCACGGGUUCAAACUCAGUGCGUGCGGUGGUCCCCUGAUGGGGAGCCGCUCCGUUCUUCGCUUAGUGUGAUCAACGUGCCACUGUGCCCGUUGUGCGGUGCUGAACGCCGUUUUGAGCUCCAGCUUACUUCACCCCUCGUGUACUUCUUAACCAUGCACAAAGGUGAGGAAAAAAAUGAUACUCUCCAUUUUAGUAACGUGUUGUUAUACACUUGUAGAAAAAACUGCUAUUCAGAAGCAACCCCGUAUGCGCAGGAGUACGUUGUUGUGGAGGAGGAAAUCUAA
This is a messenger RNA of Phytomonas sp. EM1, 1188 nucleotides long. The record is from the annotation of a GenBank genome assembly. NCBI's taxonomy places the organism in Eukaryota, Euglenozoa, Kinetoplastea, Trypanosomatida, Trypanosomatidae.